Cherax quadricarinatus is the source of this 906-nucleotide messenger RNA. Lineage: Eukaryota; Metazoa; Arthropoda; Malacostraca; Decapoda; Parastacidae. The record is from RefSeq and is a predicted model, not a curated record.
ACUACAACCACCACUACCACCACCACCACCACCACCACCACCACCACUACAACUACCACCACCACUACAACCACCACCACCACCACUACCACCACCCCCACCACCACUACAACCACCACCAUCACCACCACCACCACCACCACCACCACUACAACCACCACCACCACUACAACCACCACCACCAACACCACUACAACCACCACCACCACUACAACCACCACCACCACCACUACAACCAUCACAACCACCACCACUACAACCACCACCACCACCACCACUACAACCACCACCACCACUACAACCACCACCACCAUCACCAAUACAACCACCACUACCACCACCACUACAACCACCACCACCACCACCACCACCACUACAACCAACACCACCAUCACCACCACCACCACCACCACCACUACAACACCACCACCAACACCACACCACCACACUACAACCACCACCACCACACUACUACCAACACCACUAUCACCACCACCACCACUAAACCAACCACCACCACCACUACAACCACCACCACCACCACUACAACCACCACCACCAUCACCAUCACCACCACCACUACCACCAUCACCACUACAACCACCACCACCACCACUACAACCACCACUACCACCACCACCACAACAACCACCACCACCCCUACAACCACCACCACCGCCAUCAUCCACCACCACCACCAGCACUACAACCACCACCACCACUACAACCACCACCACUACAACCACCACCACCACCGCCACUACCACCACCACCACUACAACCACCACAACAACCACCACCACCCCUACAACCACCACCACCACCACCACUACCACCACCACCACUACAAACACCACCACCAGCACUACAACCACCACCACCACCACCACCACUACAACCACCACC